CAGUUUUCACUAACAAUAACAAGUAGUACGUACUGAAAACGUUUGUUAUUGUUUUAUUCAUUAAAAUAUUAGUGACUUAUUUCUAUUGAUAAUGGCUUCAGCAUUUCAGCAACAAAUAUUUGCUCUUGACGCGCGAUUCAACGCAUAUAGAGCUCCAGGAAAUCCUAAUUUCAAAACUUUGUACAUUCGCCGAAGAAGUCAGCUGCUCCGAGAAAAUGCAAAAUUUAAGGAUAUAGAGACUAUUAAAAAGUAUAUACAUAUCAGAAGUCAGCUCUUACAAAGAAGAUAUGGAGUACAGGACAAUAUAUCUAUCAGUUCCUCCUCAUCAAGAGCAAGAUCAAGCAGUAAAGCAAGUUUGGCUGUCGAAGACUGUAUCACAAUUAAUGCUAAGAAAAAGAAUGACAUGACAAUAUCAGAGAACUAUGCUUUCACUGGAGUUCAUCAUAUAUUUGAUCAGCACACAGAUCAAGUGAGCAUGGUGAAGUUCGCGAACAAUGACCGUUCAAAGCUGUGCUGUGCUUCUCACGACGGCACUGUGUCCAUCUGUGACGUCACCGCCACCCCGCCACGGGUCGCCUUCGUAUUAGACGGACACACCCAACCCGUUACUGGGUGCGACUGGUCAGCGUCCAACGAGCUGCUGGUGACCUGCGGAGGCGACGGGAUGCUAGUCCUGUGGGACGUGCCGCGUCGCCGACAGCUUCGUGCCGUGCCUGACCAGCUGCAUGCGCCGCUCAUGUGUUGCGUCUUCCAGCCCGCGAAUAACAACAUGGUCAUUGCGGGAAACGCGCGUGGUAUGGUGGAGGUCCUUAACAUCUCAACCGGAAUAUAUCCCCGAGGUGGCAGCAGUAUUCUGGGUGGCAGAGUUCUGUCGAUAGCGUGCGAGUCUAGCGGCCGAAUGUUCUGGGCAGCCAAUGAUAAGGGUGUGAUAGUGAGCUACCGCAUGUCGGGCGCGGGCGGGUCGCUCAGCAAGCUGCGGCGCUGCUCCGUGGGCGGCGCCGUCACCUGCCUCAGCUGGAGCCCCUGGCUGGCGCGACACCCCGCGCUGUUGGUCAGCGCGGCCACCGACUCGCUCUACCUGUUCAGGAUCACGGACCGCGAGGGUAGCCUGAGCCUCAAGAAGCGGUACGAGACCAGCCACCGCUCGCACAGCGUCAAGUCAUCGUUCUGUCCCAUCAUGUCGUUCCGGCGCGGCGUGUGCGUGGUGACCGGCUCCGAGGACGCCUGCGUGUACUUCCUGGACAUCGAGGGUCACGACGACCACCCCGUAGUCAACAAGCUGCAAGGUCACGCCCAUCCAGUGUUGGGUGUCAGCUUCAGUUACGACGAGAGUCUCCUGGCGACCAGCGACGCAUCCGGCCUGGUCAUCAUCUGGCGACGGGGCUGACGAUGUUGCGAGCAGUCAUAUCAGGAAUUGACAACGACGAUGUUCUCCACGUAUUUCAUAUGGCAGGGGGUGGGAAACUGAAGCCACAAUGUGCAAUCCACACUUCGGGUUGCACUAACAUUAACAUUAUUAAAAUUCCUCAUGAGAAAAUCAACACUAUUAAGUAAAAGAUAAGCCGUAGUGUAUAAAUAUGAUAUUUUAACUGAUUUUAAAUUAAAUGUAAAUAAAACUCUCUUAAUCACAUA
Leptidea sinapis is the source of this 1632-nucleotide messenger RNA. Its product is annotated as WD repeat-containing protein 13-like. Gene Ontology annotation, cellular component: nucleus. Lineage: Eukaryota; Metazoa; Arthropoda; Insecta; Lepidoptera; Pieridae. Gene Ontology annotation, molecular function: protein binding; promoter-specific chromatin binding. The coding region runs from base 92 to 1387 and encodes 431 amino acids. The transcript has 11 exons. The record is from RefSeq and is a predicted model, not a curated record.